Molecule: messenger RNA, 1191 nt
Organism: Aspergillus versicolor CBS 583.65
Lineage: Eukaryota; Fungi; Ascomycota; Eurotiomycetes; Eurotiales; Aspergillaceae
Product: putative meiosis-specific topoisomerase Spo11
Exons: 7
Coding region: 1-1191 (396 amino acids)
Biological process (GO): meiotic DNA double-strand break processing; meiotic DNA double-strand break formation; reciprocal meiotic recombination
Cellular component (GO): nuclear chromosome
Molecular function (GO): DNA topoisomerase type II (double strand cut, ATP-hydrolyzing) activity; ATP binding; DNA binding
Source: RefSeq, a predicted model, not a curated record
AUGGAUAUCCAGCGAGCGAACCCCAAUUCUACUUUUGUCACGCCUAGUCGCCUGAAUAACACUCAAUCUCCCCGUGCUCGCAUUAAUAACUACCUCGAAGAUACUCUCGAUACUGUGCUGGACCAACUCACACUCUCCGAAGAUGAGGAGAACCAGGGCGCAACAAUCACUCUGAAGCGAAGAGCAGCAAAUGCGGCUACUACAUUUCGUAUAGAUCCCUCGACAGGUGCACUCAGAAGCAGUCGGGCAGAAACGACUGUCACGUACUCGUUUCCAGGAAAAGAUGGAUACGAAGCGUGGAGAUUUACUGUUGCUCUCCGCAUUAUCUCUACCAUACGUGAAGCCGUGGAAGCCGGGCUGGCAAUUUCGGUAAGAGAUAUAUACUACAGUGAUCCGGAGUACUUCGGGUCCCAGGGCGUUGUGGGCCGGUUUGUUGACGAUCUGGCGCUCACAAUUGGCGUGGAAAGGUCUGACUUGAAUGUGGAAGCCGCCGCAAAGGGUCUUGUUGCCGGAUACUACCAGUCAACAGUGGCAAGAAAUUGUAUCGUCGGUGGGCGAGAAUCAACGAAGGAUCACCUUGUCCCACGGGUGCAAGACAUGGAGGAGCUUGGUAUUCCAGACAUUGACUGGGUUCUAAUUAUAGAGAAAGAGGCUGUCUUCCGAAGACUCGCGCGCAGCUACUUCCAUUUUUACGCCACAACUGGUAAGGGGAUACUCAUCACGGGAAAGGGCUACCCAGACCUCGGAACCCGCGCGUUCAUCCAUAAUAUCAUGGAGCGGAUACUGCCAUUGCGGCCUGACCGACCUCCACACUGCUAUGCUCUUGUCGACGGUGAUCCAGAUGGAAUGGCCAUCAUGUCUACAUAUAAAUACGGCUCAAUGGCGCACACAAACGAGAACUGGAAACUAAAUAUUCCAUCUCUGCGCUGGCUAGGGCUACGUAUAUCGGAGGUGGUUGAGAGUUUAGGAGCUGAUGGUGACGAGGCACUGAUGUCUCUGACGCGGAGGGACCGGAGGAAGAUCGUUUCAAUGUUGUCAAACAAUCCGGUGUGGGCGGUUGAUGGGCCCGAACCAGAAUGGCGAGUGGAGUUGCAGCGCAUGCUCAUGCUGAAUGUGAAAGCCGAGGUUGAGAUAUUGUAUGACCGGGAAGAUGGACUUGAAGGGUGGAUUGAUCGGGAGAUGAGGCGGUAA